Gaeumannomyces tritici R3-111a-1 is the source of this 3037-nucleotide messenger RNA. RefSeq lists its product as hypothetical. The coding region runs from base 348 to 2240 and encodes 630 amino acids. The transcript has 3 exons. The record is from RefSeq and is a predicted model, not a curated record. NCBI's taxonomy places the organism in Eukaryota, Fungi, Ascomycota, Sordariomycetes, Magnaporthales, Magnaporthaceae.
CGAUACAUAUACUAACUUCGUCGUCGCUCCUCUGCCGCGUCCCUCCAUCGACGCUUCUCAAGAACAUCCUCGCCCUCACGGACCAAGACGCUCUCAACCACGUAUUUACAUCUUAUCCUGAGCCUCACGCUUUCUUGCGGCUCUGUGUGAUUCCUCUUUGCCUCCUAUCCCGCCCUCACCUUUUCUCAUAUCAUCAAGGGUCCGCGUUGGCGUGUGCAGCAGCAUCGACAACCCACAGUCCUUGUUUGUCUCUACCUUUCCAUCUCGCAGCCAGGAAUCUACCGUGGGCUCAUACAAGAGAAAGGGCACCCGCCUUUACACCCUGCCGUUUCGCCGCCAGAAGCUAGAUGUGCCAGCCAACGGCGCAGUUAUUCACCGGCAUCCCUCCUCACCCAGCACUCAGGGAGCAAUCUGAGGCGGGUAGAUAUAACAACUCGCACCGCCCACGCCCCAUGGACAUCAAGGUCGCUAUGGGGAAUCCUCAGUGCCUGGACCCCCAGAUUGAAACGAGCAUCGAUCUCGACGAACUCCUCUACAACGGACCACCAACAUCCCCUACCACAUUCUCCGAGCUCAACUACACCUGCACAUCCCCUCACGGCUACACGGCCGCACCGAUGGACCCAAGCCUGUUGACGCCCGUGUCGAGCAUUGCGUCGCCUCCUCACCAGCACAGGAUCAUUGACAUAAACGCCGGGUUUCCAUACGGCGCUUCCGAGGAGGUCCAGCACUCGUCUCCGGCUUCUGACUGCUCAAACAUGUUAAUGCAAUACGACAUGGGUGUCACCACCCAGUCGCCAGCAUCCAUAACCAUCCACGCGCCCGUGACUGAGAGCCUAUUCGACAGCAACAUGGUCUCUUACAAUAUGCCCGCGUCGCCCGCCGCCGAAGCCCCAGAGCCCAGCCAGUAUCACCUCGGCCCUUAUGACAUGUCCGAGCCCCAGCAUGACCGGAACUACCACUUUUCCAACCAGGCCGUCGUGGCCGCAAGCAGUCUCCCAGUCGGCGCAGAUACCUAUGGCCAACGCCCUCUGCCGUCCAUGACGCCCAACCAGUCCAACCUGAUGGAUGGCCAGGACUCGAUUUCUCUCCAGCCCUCGAGGAACAUCUCCCCAACGCCUUACCACCAGGACUUCCACGGUCUCUCUAAGGACCUGCUCCCGCUCCCCACCAAGCGAGAGCGCAAGAGGUUCCCGAAGAUGCGCAAACCCAUACGCAAACCCGCACGCAAGCCCGACGUCUCCGAGCGCGGCGCGGCCGGCCGCUCCUCGGUGUCUGGCCCGCCGUCGGUGAGCACCUGCGACGCCACCGCCGCAGCAGCAGCCGGGCGCGACAACCGCACGGGCAAGACCCAGCUCGCCGCCGCGGCCGCCGUGGCGCAGGGGCUCAAGGCAGGCAUUCCGACGCUAGUGCUCAAGAAUUCGGCGCCGGCGGACCUCAAGAGGCUGCUAGAGCUGCGUAAGGAGUUCAACAACGACAAGGGGAAAGGAAUGUGGGACGACAUCACAAAGGCCUACAACGCCGAGUUCGGCACGCAGUACGGCGACGAGCACGACCGCGCCAGGCUGCAGAUGAAGCUCACCCGCGGCAUCAACCGCUACGCCGAGCUGCCCAAAGCCGAGGAACUGCGCAUAAUCGAAGCAUUCGAGUACGACGAGAAGCACAAGUACGAGCGCAUCUGUGCGCGCCUGGCCGAGACGGGCGGCAGCGAUGUGUGGCCGUGGAAGCCGGCGCAGAUCGAGGGCCACCUGGUGGUCCUGGGCAUGGAGGAGAAGGUGGUGGACGAGAAGAACAACCUGCGCCGGAAGCGGCGCGAGGCCCAGCGCAAGCGCAACGCCGCCAACGCCAUGCCCGUCGCCCGCGAGUCGGUCGACGGCAUCAUGGUCGAGUGGGUCAGCAACACGAGGCCCAUGGCCCUGCCCGGCAGCAACAACGGCAGCCCCAACAUCACCCUGCCGUCGCAGGCCUACCAGUUUGUCGGCAUGGGGGGCAUGAGGCGCCCGUCCGCCUACGACAUGGCUGGCGCCGCGCCGCAGCAGCAGCGGCAGGUCAUCGACGCGCACUUCUUCUCCAACGAGGACCACGACGACGUCAUGAAGCAGCUCGAGCAAAAGUACUAUGCCAACGGCGGCGACCCUGACGACAUGGCCGGCAGCCCUGCCAUCAAUGCGCAGCACCACGCUCACCUUGAGCACCAGACCCAGUACUACAUCCAGGAAACCAAGCGCGAGGCAUACUAGAAUCGAACUUUUUUUUUUCUCUUUUUACUUAUACCCCACAUGUUUCCUCUUCUUCCUCGCACAUACUUUUGGCAUUACCCAUGUUCCCUUUUUUUCCUGCCACGGGCGGUUUUUGUGUUUUUUUUUCCUGCUGCUUUUCUACUCACUUCGCUUCUAACACGCUCUUGAGCUUUUCUUCCGGCAGCUCAGAGCAGUAGGGUCAUCCCGUUGGCAUUCCUUGCCAGUCAUGUCAGGGGUUUGGUGUUUCUAUAGCUCUUCUCCUUGGCUAGCUUACGACUUUUUUUUCGAGGACAUCUACCCAUCUUUCUUUGCCUUGUUUUGGUUUUCAUUUUGUUUUGCUCGGGAAAUGAUAUCAAGGACGUGAUUUAGACUGCAGGACGCACAUUCCUCCCCUCCAAAGGGCCCUUUCUCUCUCUCCAGUUUCACAAGAAACGUAUAAAAAUCUAGCCGUUUUUCUCUAAUGCCCUUUUUGCCGCAUGCGCUCCUUGUUCCCUGUAUUGGAAUGUCUUGGCUUGUGCUCUCUUCACGCAUUGGGCUUCUCUCCUGGGACACAUCUGCGCGGGCAAGGAGGGACUGUGGAGCGACCAGGGCGUGGAGGGACCACCAUUGCUUGCUUUUUUUUCUUUUUUUUUAUCUCCCUUGGUCUCGUUUGUGUUCUUCCAACUCGGGCGAGGCGCUUUUCCUUUCUUUUUCAUGAUACCACGAGGAGACAAGAGACGCCUUCCAGCAAACCUAAUUCAACCUAACCCCCUUACCUAGCCAGCCGCGGGGCCAUUUCUAGGCCCCGGCGUUUGUAC